Molecule: messenger RNA, 699 nt
Organism: Erpetoichthys calabaricus (reedfish)
Lineage: Eukaryota; Metazoa; Chordata; Cladistia; Polypteriformes; Polypteridae
Gene: sf3b6
Product: splicing factor 3b, subunit 6
Exons: 4
Coding region: 135-512 (125 amino acids)
Cellular component (GO): ribonucleoprotein complex; nucleus; cytoplasm
Molecular function (GO): mRNA binding
Source: RefSeq, a predicted model, not a curated record
AGAGAGAGCGCAAUGAAUUGUGGGAGGCGCAUGAAAUCACGUGACCAAAUAGCUUCGUUCUUCCUUUUACUAGCGUUUUGCGUGUUGUUUAUGCACUUUGGAAGUGGUGUUGGUGAAACUUAAAGAAUUUCACAAUGGCUAUGCAGGCAGCGAAAAGAGCAAAUAUCAGAUUACCUCCAGAAGUAAACAGAAUAUUAUAUAUUCGAAACCUUCCAUACAAAAUCACAGCAGAAGAGAUGUAUGAUAUAUUUGGAAAAUAUGGACCAAUUAGGCAGAUCAGAGUUGGAAAUACACCAGAAACCAGAGGAACAGCAUAUGUGGUUUAUGAAGACAUCUUUGAUGCAAAAAAUGCCUGUGAUCAUUUAUCUGGAUUUAAUGUCUGCAACCGUUAUCUUGUUGUCUUGUAUUACAAUGCUAACAGGGCAUUCCAGAAAAUGGAUACAAAGAAGAAGGAAGAGCAACUUAAAUUGCUUAAGGAAAAAUAUGGAAUCAACACAGAUCCACCUAAAUAAAUUCAUGCUUUGCCAUCUUGUGCACUCCCCAAUUCCUCCUGUCCCCAUUUUCUGUAAUUUUAGUAUUCUAUUAUUAUUUAACUUUGUUAAUCUCAUUGAGAUUCAAGAAAGAAUACAUUUUUAAGUUGGUCUUUUUUGCUGUAUUUUUUAACAUGACACAAAUAGUAAAUGUUGAAUAUUUCUGUAA